Molecule: messenger RNA, 666 nt
Organism: Schistosoma spindalis
Lineage: Eukaryota; Metazoa; Platyhelminthes; Trematoda; Strigeidida; Schistosomatidae
Source: the annotation of a GenBank genome assembly
AUGUGGAAUUUUCAUACCUUACUUUCGACAAAAUCAGCUCAAGUUUUGAAAUUCAAACAACCAAUCAGAACACGUAUCUACCAUUAUGCUCUCCAACCCAAGAUGGUUAAAUAUAAUGAACCAAUAGACCCAGAAGAUCCUCGUCUCGUAAAAGCCGUUGCUCCAGCACAAAAAUGGGAACAUACGGGAUCUAAUUUUGAUGAACUUGUCUCAAGAAUUGUGGGGAUGAUGACCAUUCGAGGCGAAAGAGAGGUGGCUAGAAAUGUAAUGCGCAUGACGUUUAGAGAAAUAAAACUAAUACAAAUGCGGAAAAACAAAAGUAUUGCAAAUAGUUCGGAAAGUAAUGCUAUUCUUAUUAACCCCACUACCGUGAUUCAUGAAGCAGUAAAGAACUGUACACCUUUACUUCUGCUACAAUCAGUACCACGUGGUGGUAUUUUGUACAAGGUUCCUGCUCCUCCAGUAUCUUCAGUUGCCACGCAUACUGCAGUGAAAUUUAUUUUGGACGCAGCUAGAGGAAAGCCACGUGAUCAACGAAUAUGGAUAUCUCUGGCAAACGAAUUUAUGAUAGCUUCACAAAACCAAGGCAAAGCUGUCAAAUACAAGGUUGAAUUACAUAAACAAUGUGAAGAGAAUCGUGCAUAUGCUAAUUUUAGAUCGCAUUAG